Molecule: messenger RNA, 831 nt
Organism: Spirometra erinaceieuropaei
Lineage: Eukaryota; Metazoa; Platyhelminthes; Cestoda; Diphyllobothriidea; Diphyllobothriidae
Source: the annotation of a GenBank genome assembly
AUGUUUGCGGAUGACAAGAAGAUAUGGAGUGUAAUUCGGGGUCCUACCGACGAAGACAGGCAGCAGAUGAACCUGAAUCGGUUGGAGGAGUGGUCAAACCGUUGGCUCCUGCGGUUCAACGUUGCCAAAUGUAGCAUACUUCGCCUACGCAACACAGCCAGAUCCGCCAGCACAAGAGACUACUUUCUGGGCUGUGCAGCCCUACAAGAGGUCGAGGCCCAAAGGGACCUCGGCGUGCUUACGACGAGUUCCCUAAAACCAUCCGCCCAAUGUUCGAGGGUGGCAAAGACCGCAAUGUCCGUACUGUACGCCAUCAAGCGUGCGUUUAUGGACUUUGACGAAGACGCUUUCUCUAAGACAUUCGGAACAUUCGUCCGGCAGCACUUAGAGUACGGCAUACAAGCUUGGAGGCCGUGGGCUGUUGAGGAUCAAAACUGCCUCGAAAGUGUCCAGAGGAGAGCCACGAAGAUGGUUAGGGGUCAAACCUCCUUUCCUUAUGCAACCCGCUUAGUAAAUCUGAACCCCUUUCCUUUGAGUUACAGGCAACUUCGCGGAGAUCUCUUGCAAGCCUUCCGCACUGUAAAGGGUUUGGAUUGCAGUCUGGCCUUCGAGGACUUUUUUGAAUUUGCUACCACGACCAACCUCCGAGGUCACCCGUUAAAACUGCGCACUCAGCAGGCCAGGUUGGAUGUGCGGAAGUUCUCCUUCUCGGUUCGAGUGGUGAAACCAUGGAAUGAGCUGCUCGCAGAUGUUGCGAUAUCACCAUCUAUACAAAGCUUUAAGAAGAAUCUGGACAUAUGUUCCGAAAUGACCAAGAGCGAUGAGAAGUAG